Molecule: messenger RNA, 1932 nt
Organism: Lycium barbarum (goji berry)
Lineage: Eukaryota; Viridiplantae; Streptophyta; Magnoliopsida; Solanales; Solanaceae
Exons: 3
Coding region: 1-1932 (643 amino acids)
Source: RefSeq, a predicted model, not a curated record
AUGAGGGGGAGACUUCUAAACACUGUGGAGGAAGGAGAGAUACAAAGUACAAGUACAUUCAAAGAUGAGCGGGAGACUUCUAAUGUUAAUGACUACAAGGAUGGACAAAGUCGCCAGGUGGAGACAAGGCUGAAUAAUGCAGAUAUCACUCAACCAGAUGCUCAGGAAGUUAUGUCAGGCACUAUUCAGGAAAAAGAAUUUCAUAGCUCCUUGGCUGAUGAGGUGGAGGAAAAGGAAUUGAUAGUAGGAGGAAGCCAAUACGAUGAUGGAGUACAAAGUAAUACUGAGGGAGACUCUAGUAAAAGGGACAGUGUGGAAGAACCAAAACAUGUUGGCACUAAUGAAGUAGAAAAGGAAUUGAAUAUAGGAGAAAACCAACAAAAAGAUGGAGAACAUGGUAAAACUGAUGGAGAAGUAGGCACCAAUAUAUCAGAAAAAGGAACAGUAGAUAAUCUAGACAAAGAGGAUGUGCAGAAACAAAAUGAUCAUCAAGAACAUGAUGAGCAUGUGGAUGUUGAGGAUACAAGACUACAUGGAGUAAAAGAACCUUCAGAGGGUUCUCACUCAGUGAUAACUCAGAUUCCUGAGCAAAGAGAAGAAAAAGUGGAGGAAAAUGUGCAAUCCAUAGAGGCAACAGUAGUGGAUAAGGAGCAAUUGUAUGUGGAGCAAGAUGCAGAUCCACCAGAUCAUUCCUCAUCAGAAAAGGAUAUGGUGAUUUCACCGACUGACCAGCAUCAGGGGACAUUUUGUAGAAAAUCUUCCCCAGUCAAAGAAUUACAUGACCUGAUCUCUCAUAAUAUAGAUGGUUGGGAGGUAGAGGAGGAUGUCAGAGAUCUACACAAAGAAUACAAGGAGGAGAAUAUUAAGCAAAAUAUGGAAAACAUUCUUAAGCAGGCAGAUAUAUCUCCUAAUAGAAAGUCUAACAAUAAGGGUCAGAAGAAAGGCAAGAAGAAUGCUAUUGACAAGCAAAUUCCACUCAAGGUGGCACCAAAGAGGAAUGCUACAAAAUCUAAUGUCAAGACAAUUAACCAGUAUAGAAGAAGGUUGGGCAUGUGCCUAGCCAAUGCCAACUGUAAUGGUAAAAUCUGGUAUUUUGUGGCUGGUAAUAUAGAUGUAGAAGUUCUGAUGGAUUCCCCUCAGCAGAUUACUUUGAAGCUGUUUUUACAAGAUUUGAAUCAGUAUCUUAUUACUACUUUAGUAUAUGCUAAAUGUAGUGAUUCUGAUAGGACAGAGUUAUGGGAGGAUAUAUAUCAUCUCUCCAAUACUUUAUCUUGUUCCUGGUUAAUAGGAGGAGAUUUCAAUGUGGUGUUGAAUGAUGAAGAAAAGAUAGGGGGUAAUCCUGUUCAACCCCAGGAUAUAGAAGACUUUGCUUUUUGCAUAAACUCCUGUGAGCUUGAAGAGGUAAAUUUUAAGGGUAGUCCCUUCACUUGGUGGAAUGGUAGAGCAGAUGCAACAUGUAUUUUUGAGAGAUUGGAUAGGAUGUUGGUGAAUUCAUUGCUUCUGGAUAACUUUGGACACAUUGAAGUGGAACAUCUUGCAAGAACUAGUUCAGAUCAUGCUCCACUUAUGUGUAUCUAUGGGGACAAGCAUCAAAAUCUGGUUAGACCUUUUAAAUUUCUAUCAUUCUGGAUAGAACAUGCAACUUUCCUAGAUACAGUCAGGGAAGUGUUUGGUGAUAUAUUCAAGCAGUUGAUCAUAAGGGAGGAAAUAGUGAGGUUAAAGGAUCAAUUGUUUGAACAAAAUCCAAGCCAAGUAAAUAGAGUGGUUUUGCAAAACGCUCUGGAUGAGACUAGGAGAUAUUUGCAUUAUGAAGAGGAGUACUGGAGACAAAAAUCAGGUCUGGAUUGGUUUGUAGAUGGAGACAAAAAUACUAGAUUUUUCCAUAAUCUUGUAAAGGAAAGAAGGAAGAAAUUGCAGAUCAAAAGAAUUUAA